CCCGCUGCCCGGAAGCUGGCAGGGUCCCGGGUCCAGCGUUCUGCCGGCCAUGGAUGAAGCGGACCGGCAGCUCCUGCGGCGCUGCCGGGUGCGCUUGGUGAGCGAGCUGCAAGUGGCCCCGCUCUGGGACGCCCUGCUGAGUCGCGAGCUCUUCACGCCCGACAUGAUCGAGGACAUCCAGCUGGCAGGCUCUGGGUCUCGCCGGGAUCAGGCCCGGCAGCUGGUCAUAGAUCUUGAGACCCGAGGGAGGCAGGCCCUUCCUUUGUUCAUCUCCUGCUUAGAGGACACGGGCCAGGACACACUGGCUUCAUUGCUGCGGACAAGUCGGCAAGCGGUAAAGCGGGAUCCUGAGGCCGUCAGAUCCCUGGACCUUGUGCCAGAGGAGCUGCGUGUGAUGAUGCUGGAUCCAGUGAAGCCAGCCUCAGGAAACCUCACCCCAGUGGUGCUGGGGCCCAGGGAGCUCCCGCCAGCUAAGCUCAGGCCAGAGGUUCUCAGGCCAGUGGACGUUGGUUCUGGAGAAUUCAGGGAUGCCCAUGCUCAGGAGCCGUCGAGGGGAAACACAGAUUUGGCGUACGUCCUGCGCGCGGACCCCUGCGGCCACUGCCUCAUCAUCAACAACGUGAGCUUCUCCCGCGCAUCGGGGCUCAGCGCGCGCCUGGGCUCCAACGUGGACUGUGAGAAGAUGCAGCGCCGCUUCCGCUCGCUGCAUUUCACCGUGGAGGUGACGUGCAACCUGACUGCCAAGAAGAUGGUCCAGGCUUUGGUAGAGCUGGCGCAGCGGGACCACCGUGCCCUGGACUGCUGUGCGGUGGUCAUCCUCUCCCACGGCUGUCAGGCCAGCCACCUCCAGUUUCCGGGUGCUGUCUACGGCACAGAUGGAUGUUCUGUGUCCGUCGAGAGGAUUGUGAACAUCUUCAACGGGACCAGCUGCCCCAGCCUGGGGGGGAAGCCCAAGCUCUUUUUCAUCCAGGCCUGUGGUGGGGAGCAGAAAGACCAUGGGUUUAUGGUGGCCCACGCUUCUCCUGGAGACAGGGCCUCUGGCAGCAACCCUGAGCCAGACGCUGUCCCCUUCCAGGAAGGCUCGAGGACCUCUGACGAGCUGGAUGCAGUGUCGAGUUUGCCCACACCCAGUGACAUCCUUGUGUCCUAUUCGACCUUCCCAGGUUUCGUCUCCUGGAGGGACACCUCGAGCGGCUCCUGGUACAUUGAGACACUGGACAGCGUCUUCGAGCGCUGGGCUCACUCUGAAGACCUGCUGUCCCUCCUGCUCAGGGUGGCUAAUGCUGUUUCAGAGAGAGGAAUUUACAAACAGAUUCCUGGUUGUUUUAAUUUCCUCCGGAAAAAACUUUUCUUUAAAACUUAAAGGGGCCGGGAUGCUCACCCUGCCUCAUCGUCAUCCCAAGACCUUCUGCUGCGGUCCUGGAGGCGGAGAGGCCUGGCCUGCUACAAGUUGAGGGUUCUGUGGCCUGUGCAGGGCCUGCUCCUUCCCGACCCCAGAGGGCAGCUUCUGGUCUGGAGGCAGAUGCCAACUGUGUGGAAAGGAGCAGAAAGUCAUGGGUCCAUAGGACCUCUUCAUCAGUGGCCAGUCCUGGAUCUGUGACCCCACGUUCUCCCUGGAGCAGUGCCUCUAGCCCCACACUGGUUAUUUGCAGGGCCAAACGGCCCUUUGCUGUGGGCCUUCCCUGCCCCGUUCCUGGCUCCCUCCCUCCAGAUACAGGAGCAUCCCUCCCCAAUCCUGAGUCAUGCCAACCAAAAAUAUCUUCAGACAUUGCCAAAUGUGCCCUGGGGGACAGAACCGCCCACGCUUGAGAAUAAUCCAUCUGCAGGGAUUUGGGGCUACAAACCAGCCAGCAUCUCUCUUAAAUCAACAAGCUCGGGCUCUGGACUCUGGCAGCAGGGGCCUGUGAGUUCUGAGUGGAAUUUCAGAAAUUUAUUGCAUUAUCUAGUCUUCACAAACAGCUCUCAGGUGAACAUGGACCCUCUGGCCUGUCUCCCCGUUUUGCUCUGGUGCUUUGUACUUCCUCAUAAUGGAGACUCUGCCUGUUUGAGAAAGUGGUCUUAUUCCACUUAAUCCCCCCUGCAUCCCAAGGGGAGGGGUGAGACCACAAACGCAGAGGACAAGUCUCUUGUCCAGGGGAACACUGUUACCAGAUCUGGCCAGAUCCAGGUCUUCCAAGUCCUGACCCCUGCUUCCCACGUGCCUUCCUUGCUGAGGGACCCCAUCCAGGUAAGAUGACUGUGCUGUGCCCUGGACAAUGCUGGGCUUGCCCAAGCCUGCCCUGGCCCUGAGCCCUGCUGUCCUUGUUUGCAGGACCAUGAGGUCUGGAUGGUCUGCUAAUAAGUCACACCAAGAUGUGAAUCGUGGUAAUUGCUACUUUAUUAGUAUUUUGCUUCUGCCUUCUUUCCAGUUCUGAAGUCCAGAGGCUUCUUUGGUUAGUUAUUUGCAAUGACCUGCAGGACACACACAAGAAAAUAAGCCAGUGGCCCGUGCGGCAGUGUCUCCACCUGAGGAAUUCUGAUGACAUUUGGGAGAGAAACGGGAGACCACAGCUUUUCAUUGACUCCUGGGGUCUUACAGUAAAUAGGGGUCUCAGCCUGGAGUCCUGUUUGGGCUUUAGAUCAGGGGCCUAUCAACCCUUCAAAAUCAUAUGCAGAUGGGCGUGGGCUUAGAUUUUAUUUAGUUUGUUUCUCAAAUCCAAAGUGCUGUUUGUGAGGCACCUGCGACCUGCCUUCAGAGAAUGUUUCCCAGAUCCUAUUCAGGCUUUUUUUUAUUUUUUUGGUGCUGGGGAUUGAGCCCAGGGCCUCUCACCUACUAAGCACCUGCUCAACUACUGAGGUACACCUCUAGCCCCUGAACACUUUACUAUGAUGAUCCAGGACCCACUGAAGCUUCUGGAUCUCUGCAGCACAGAUCCUCAGGCUGGUGUGCGGGACGUGUGUGCAGGGAUGUUCACCGUAGCGACAUAAGGGUGAGAAACAGGAAACAGAAUCCCCUCUCCUCAUGGUGGGAGUGGGGAAACCAGUUACCACUCAAAGGAGUGACAUGGGUCAAAAUGUGACAGGGGAUCAAGUGGAGAGCUAAGUGGCAGAUCAGGAGUUGGACCCUGGUUUUGGUUAGAAGUCUGGGAGCAUCGUUGUACAUCUGUAGGUAUUUUUUAUAUGCACACAUAGCCCAGGUCACGAGCCUGCACUGUUAGCAGUGACGAUAUCUGCAGAGUAGAGACGGAAAGUGUGGGAACGUCAUCUUUUUUACCUGAUGCCCUCCUGUUUUAUUUUAAUAUUUUUAUAAAGAAAUGUUUUACCUUCUGAAAAAGAAAACAAAGCUAGUGACUGCUGAAGGUUCAUGUGUUGCUGUCAUCCAGGGGACAUCUGUUGAGAGGGUGGGAGUCCCGGGCCAUCUGUCUCCUCCCUGCACCUGCCUCUGGGCAGCUGCAGGGAGGAGACAGAUGGGCAGCUCCUGACCUUGACCCACCACCUGUCUAGGUUCACCCAGCAGGUGCUCCCAAGCACCCCCGGGCCUUAGCUGUUUGUGCCUCCUGCUGCUCAUGGUGUGUCCCUGGCCUGGGACCCCUGCAAGGUGCUACCAGCCUCUUGCAGCUGCUGGGACACCCUUUGCCAGGGGACAGCUGGCUGCCUGACUGUCUACUCCGGAACCCGUGGCUGGGCAUUAGUGCCACCCUGGCUGCUUUGUGGUGGAUGCAGCCUCCAUCCAGCUGCCACCCAAGGUUGGCUUCCCAUUGAUCCCCCUGCCAUCUGGCCCGCUCUGCUGUGCUGCUUCUGGGGCUGGGAACAGCUGAGGCUGGGCAACACAUCAGGGCAGUUGCCCUGGGCCCUGCUUUGGGUCUAAAGGUGCUGCCAGGCCCAGCUGCACAGACUCACAGGGCAGCUGGGGCUGGAACAGCUUCCUAGGCCUUGGCUGGGCCAAAGCCCCGAGUGCCCUUCCAUUCAGUCAGCGAGGCCCUCAGCAGUGCUGGUGGCUCCUUGAAAAUGGCAUGCAAGUGUCCUGCCAAAUCCAGUCCUGGCUCUCUAGUCAACAGACAAUGCCCCAGCAUCAACACAACCUUGAAAAUCAACUAACGUUUUUGGAAUCUCUGGGGCCUGUGGCCACUUGGCCAAGCAGAGCCCAGAGGUGGACAAAUGAACAUGGAGCCACCAAGCAGUCUGGGCCAACUCGGAAGCAGCCACCUGCUCGUUUGGACAGCAUGGUUUUCCUCAUGUGGCCAGGCUCACACUGCAAUUUCCUAUUUUGUUUUGUAACAGAGUGACAAUUUAAUUCAACUGAACGGUUUCCUGCAGAUUAAACUUAAACGAGAUCA
This is a messenger RNA of Marmota flaviventris (yellow-bellied marmot), 4316 nucleotides long. It is a transcript of the gene Casp9, whose product is annotated as caspase 9. Gene Ontology annotation, molecular function: cysteine-type endopeptidase activity. Gene Ontology annotation, biological process: proteolysis; regulation of apoptotic process. The record is from RefSeq and is a predicted model, not a curated record. NCBI's taxonomy places the organism in Eukaryota, Metazoa, Chordata, Mammalia, Rodentia, Sciuridae.